AUGGAUAUCCUCCGUACUGAACUCAUCGAGCUCUCGGCCAGUCACGGUACAGAUGUGGCCCUCCAGCCAGAUGAUGUAUUCCGCAAGAACAAGCGUCUGGUUGUGUUCGAUAUGGACUCGACCUUGAUUUGCCAAGAAGUUAUUGAUGAAAUUGCAAAAUAUGCUGGUGUUGUAGAUCAGGUGGCCGCAAUUACUGAAGCUGCCAUGAAUGGCGAAAUUGACUUCAAGGAGUCUUUGCGUCGACGCGUGACAUUAUUGAACGGGACAAGUGUCAGUGUGCUCGAGACUGUUAAACAAAACCUCACGUUUACCGAGGGAGCACGUUUCUUGUGCCGUGCUUUGAAGCGACUUGGAUUCAAAUUAGCCGUUAUUAGCGGUGGUUUUAUGCCUUUAGCACUCUAUGUCAAGGCCGAGCUUGGAUUAGACUAUGCGUUUGCCAACCAGUUGAUGGUUUCUUCUGAUGGUCUCACUUUGACCGGUGAAACAACUGGUCCAAUUGUGGAUGGUAUCCGUAAAGCAGAGCUACUCGAUGUCAUUGCUCAGGCAGAAGGUAUCACAUUAAACCAGGUUGUCGCUGUCGGUGAUGGUGCCAAUGAUCUUCCAAUGUUAAACACUGCUGGUCUUGGAAUUGCCUUUAAUGCCAAACCUCGUGUUCAAGAACAAGCUCGUGCAAGAAUUAACCAGAAAAGUCUCAAAUAUGUUCUCACCUUGCUUGGGUACUCUGAGAAGGAUAUGGAGCAAUUGAGUCGUGAAAACUAAUAUUAUAAUAAUAAUCAAGUAAAUAAAUAUACUAUGAUUGUGAAAGGGAGUAGCCUGCCAAGAAAAUAGUCUUUCAAAGCUCACUGUUGCUUUUAAGGCCAAAAUCCAAAAUCCAUAUAGAAUAUCUUACGCUACUUUAUUAACUACUACAGCAAAAAUUGAAUAAAACUCAAUCUGCAAAGUUUUUUUUUC
Phycomyces blakesleeanus NRRL 1555(-) is the source of this 951-nucleotide messenger RNA. RefSeq lists its product as hypothetical. Gene Ontology annotation, cellular component: cytoplasm. Gene Ontology annotation, molecular function: magnesium ion binding; L-phosphoserine phosphatase activity. The record is from RefSeq and is a predicted model, not a curated record. The coding region runs from base 1 to 759 and encodes 252 amino acids. The transcript has 5 exons. Lineage: Eukaryota; Fungi; Mucoromycota; Mucoromycetes; Mucorales; Phycomycetaceae. Gene Ontology annotation, biological process: dephosphorylation; L-serine biosynthetic process.